AUGAGUGAUCCACCAGAUCCAAUUGUACAACAGUGUCACAGAGAUAUGAUGAAGAAUGUGGAAUUUGCCGGUGAUGAGUCGGAGACUGUCCAUAAUUUUUUAAAUGAAAUUAAAGCUAUUGGAGAAAUGACAAAUCAAAUCGAUACAACGUUAUUUUUAAUGGCAAUAUCUAAACUAACAGGGUCUGCACGACAAUGGUACAUUGAUAAUAAAUCAGCAAUUAAAACAUGGAGUACAUUACAACAAGAAAUGAUCCAACGUUUUAAACGAACAACAUCAUCAAUAAAAACUGAAUUGCGUGAACGAAAACAACAAUUAGACGAACCCGUUACAAAAUAUUAUGACGAUAUUAUCCGAUUAUGUCGGGAAAUUGAUCCACAGAUGACAGAUUCUAUGAUCAUUGGUUACUUGGAGGAUGGGUUGAGAGAUGAUUUACAAGAACAAACGAUGUUACAAAUGAGCGUAUUAUCCGAAUCAGAUAAAACAACAAUAAAAUUUCUACAAAUUGCAAAAACCGUGGAAGAAGUACGUAAACGUCGUCAGUAUUCUGAACCAGCAGCACAACCGUAUUUCGUAAAAUCGAUCACAACAGCCUUACAAGCGACACCAUAUCAAUUUCAAAAUAUUCCGCAACCGACGAAUCCAUAUCUUCAGUACAAGAAUCCACGAUACCUACCAAAUCAACGUACACCGACUUCGCGUCAACAAGGAAAUCCGCAACCACGUCCAUCGUUUUUACUUAAAAAUCCACAACAACCGUUGAAUUCAUCAUUACCUAAACCGAAUCAAUACGAUCCUUGUCUCAUAUGUGCUCGUAUUAAUCAUCGAACAAUAGAUUGUUAUUAUAAAAAACCCAGUGGUUGUUAUAAAUGUGGUCAACCCGAUCAUUUGUCAUCGUUAUCGUCGAGUCCAAUCUAUAUCCAAGUCCAAGUGAAUGCAACACCGCAACAUGCGAUCGUCGAUACGGAAUCCGCUGUCACCAUUAUAAAUCAAAGAUUAUUGACGAAAAUUCAUCAUAAAAAAUUCAUUUAUAAACGAAAAUCUUAUUCAGCAGCUAAUUGUACAUCUGUCAAUAUUGUCAGCGAAAUUCAACUAGAAGUUAAAAUCCACGGAUAUAGAACAUAUAUAAAUGCCGAUGUUGCAACGAACCUCGUUACAGAUUUAUUGCUUGGCAAUGAUUGGAUAGAGCAAAACAACAUCGUCAUUGAUACACCACAACGACGUAUUAUCAUCGUGAAUAAAUAUUUCCGAAUAAUAACAUCAACAUCAUUCGUCGAACCCCCUGACCUUCAUUAUCCAGUAUUUUUAAUCAAUCAAGUCACUAUUCCUUCGUAUUCUGAGCGAUACAUCGACGUACAAGUACCAUCACUUUUUGGUAAUAUUAAUAAUGUUAUGUUUGAACCUAUCGGUAACUUAUAUUCCAAAUCAAUUCUGACUGCAAAAGCAGUACUUAAUGUUAACAAUAGUCAAACACGAAUUGUAAUUAUUAAUGCCAACAAUCGCCAAUUUACAUUGUCAAAGAAUACAAAACUAGGUGUAAUUUCAUAUCAGUCAGGAUGUAAUAUCUGUCUUACGAUACCCGCAACACCAAAUGAAAGGAGCGCUCGUGUUUUGGCUAAUCGAUCCUGUGUCUUGCCAGUAUUCCAGAAGAGGAAAGUCCGUUUUACGGAUCCUUCCUGUAGAGCAAGACAAACCUAUGACUGCCACUAUGAAUGUUAUGUUUGUCAUGAAAAAUAUUUAACUGGUAAUGAUCUACAACAGCACCUACGUCAAAAAUGCUUUCCAUCAGAAAUCCGUCAGCAAAUUGAAAAUUUAACAAAACAUAUCGAGAAUCCGAAACAUCGACAGCAACUACAAGAUAUUUUAUGGAAGCAUGGGAAAUUAUUCGAUUUCCGUCAACCGUCAGUAAUAAAAACAACAUUACGUCAUGCUAUUGACACCAGUAAUCAUCCACCUAUAUACACACCACCAUAUCGACAUUCAUGGAAGGAUGAACAAAUACAACGAGAAGAAAUUGAUAAAUUACUUAAACAAGAUGCCGAAUAUUUUACCAUCAUUGAUUUCAAAUCAGGUUAUUUUCAAGUUCCUCUCGACCCUAAAGAUCGUCCAAAAACAGCAUUUUCCACCAGAGAUCAACAUCUUCAAUUCACCGUUUUGCCUCAAGGCGUUACCAAUGGACCACCUACAUUUCAAAGAAUCGUCAACCAGAUAUUAGGACCGACUCGAUGGAAAUAUGCAUUAGCAUAUUUGGAUGAUAUUAUCAUUUAUUCUCAAACAUUUGAGGAUCAUCUGUUACAUUUGGAUGAUAUUCUCAAUCGUCUCAAUCAAGCAAAUUUUCGUCUUAAUGUUGAUAAAUGUAAUAUUGCACAACAAGCCAUCGAUUAUCUUGGACAUCAUAUUGAGCACGGUAACAUUAUGCCUAAUGCCGAUAACAUACGUGCCUUAUUGAAUACACCACAACCAACAACAGCAAAAGAAGCCUUUAGAUUUGUGAAGGCAGCAGAAUAUUAUCGUAAGUUCAUAUCGGGAUUCUCAAAAAUAGCACAACCAUUAUAUAAAUAUGCUCCAACGACCAAACAACAACAUUCAAGACGAUCACAAUCAACACCCAUCACAUUAUCCAAUGAAGAACAACAAGCGUUUAUUGAAUUAAAACGAAUAUUAACCAGCGAUUUAGCAUUACGUAUUCCAAAUGAUCAAUUACCAUUCAAAAUACAGACGGAUGCAUCAAAGCUUGGUAUUGGAGCUGUUUUAAUGCAGACUUAUUCAAAUGGUGAUCUUCCAGUUGCGUAUUUGUCCAAAAAACUAUCCUCAACACAGAUGAAAUGGCCUGCAACGGAAAUCGAAUGUUAUGCUAUUAUAUCAGCAAUUGAAAAGUGGCAUAAAUAUCUCGAUGGUCGUCCUUUUACAGUAGAAACGGAUCAUAAACCAUUAGAACCAUUGAAUUUAAAACAGCAACUUAAUAUGAAAUGCGAACGUUGGCGUUUAAAGUUGCAACGAUAUCAAUUCACCAUACGUUAUAUUAAAGGCAAAUAUAAUACAAUGGCAGAUUACUUAUCACGUUCACCAGUUGACGAUGCAACAGAAGAUCAAGACGAUUACGUCUCUAUGCAAUCUCGAUCAACACAAACCGAAGAUCCAAUAUCGUCACCGUACAUCGUAGCACCCGUGGUUACUCAAGCACAAGCCAAACAAAAAACACAAGAUGAUAAGAGGAAUGUCCGUCCGUUAACGGAUCAGUCCUGCGUGGCACAGCAACAGAAUAGGAACGUCCCUAUACCAGUGGAUCGGGCCUGUGUUGCACAAAACUAUCAACAAAUAAUCGAUGACACUCAAAUCAUUCCAUUCACCUUAGAUGAUAUUAAACGACAACAAGAUCGAGACGAUCAAGUAGAACAUAUUAAAAAUAAUAUUAAAAAUUUCAAACAUUAUUUCAUUGAUGACGGAAUUCUUAUGCGGAAACAACAACAUCCGAUCCCAUCAGUUCCAUAUGUUCCAAAAGGUCGAAUACGUGUCGAUAUUUUAAAAAUAUAUCACGAUACAGCAGCAAACGGUGCACAUUUUGGUCGUGAUAAAACAACAAGAAAAAUUCAACACCGAUAUUUUUGGCCAAGCAUGGUUAAAGACAUUCGUAACCAUAUCCAAUCGUGCAUACCAUGUUUACAGAAUAACCACCUACGCCGAAAAUCACCUGGUUCAUUAAAACCAAUCAGACCGCCCGAAGGUGUUUGGCAAUUAUUGUCAAUGGAUUUUCAUGGACCAAUUACAUCAAUAACACAACGUGGUAAUAAAUAUAUUAUUUCAUUAACUGAUGUAUUAACUGAUGACGAAGUUAUAUUAAAAUAUGGCACACCAAGAUGUAUUAUACCCGACAACGGCACACAUUUUACAGCGAAUAUAAUCGAAGAAUUAUUUAAGCAAAUUGGAGUUACACAUUUAUAUUCUACACCGUACCACCCGAUGACAAAUGGACAAAUCGAACGAUAUAACGCAACGAUGGAUGCUAAAAUAGCAGCAUUAUGUAAUGAAAAACGAACCGAUUGGGAUGAACAGUUACCAUUUGUUUCAUUCAAUUAUAAUACCAGUAUCCACACAACAACCGGACAAAUACCAUUUGAAAUGAUGUAUGGACGUUCACCCGUAUUACCAUUUGAUCAUCAACAACCAGUCGUCUCGCUUUCAAAAGAUCCACAACACGUUCAAAAAUUAAAUCAAUAUUUAUCGACAAUUACCGAAGGGGCCAAGCGAAAUAUUAUUCAGCAACAACAAAAGUAUAAGCAACGAUAUGAUACUCAUCGAUCCGAUCCAAAACACAAGGUUGGCAAUUUAGUAUUAGUCAAAACAAUUAGUAGUCGGAAUAAAUUCGAUAUUAGACAUGAAGGACCAUUUCAAAUCGUCCAGCAAAUCGGUCGAAAAACAUUUAUCGUUCAACAUGUUAAAAAGCUAACAUUAAUCAAACAAAUCACCACCGAUUCAAUCGUACCAUUAUUCGAACGAACAUACUCAACAAAUUAA
Molecule: messenger RNA, 4515 nt
Organism: Didymodactylos carnosus
Lineage: Eukaryota; Metazoa; Rotifera; Eurotatoria; Philodinida; Philodinidae
Source: the annotation of a GenBank genome assembly